AUGGCGCCGACGGCCGAGACCAAGAUGGAGCUCAUCACGCCCGAGGUAGACGGCCGCGUGGAGGAGACGAGCAUGGACGCGAGCCUCGAGCUGACGGUCGAUGCCAAGCUCAAGCAGGUCGAGGACGAGCUCGCCAGCGCGCGCGAGGCGGAGGACGACGCGACGGCGCCCGCGGAUGGCCUCGACGGGCUCUCGUACAGCAAGCGCGUCCAGAAGCUCGACUCGCUCCUCGAGAAGGCCGGUGCGUACUCCAAGUUCCUCCUCGCCAACAUGGACGCGCCGCUGCCCGAGACGACGCCCAAGAAGGACUCGAAGAAGCGGCGCAAGACUGAAAAGCAAGGCGCGACCAAGCUCCAGAAGAUCAACGAAGCGUCGGCUGCGCACACCGUCGCCGAGAUGAACUUUAAGCAGCCGAGCUUGCUCACGGGCGGAACGCUGCGCUCGUACCAGCUCGAGGGCAUCCAGUGGAUGUGCAACCUCUUUGAGAACGGGCUCAACGGCAUCCUCGCCGACGAGAUGGGUCUCGGCAAGACGGUCCAAGUCAUUGGCAUGGUCGCGCAGCUCAAGGCCAAAGGCGUGACCGGGCCGUUUUUGGUGGUCUCGCCGCUCUCGACGCUCGCCAACUGGGAAAACGAGUUCAAGCGCUUCACGCCGUCGAUCCCGUGCUUGGUGUACCACGGCAACGGCGCCGAGCGCCUCGAAAUGCGCAAGAAGGUGCUUGGUGGCCGUGGGAAGCAAGCGAAUUCUGACUUUCCAGUCAUCAUCACGUCGUACGAAGUCAUCAUCCGUGACGCUAGCGCGUUCACGGCCCUUGGGUACGUCUGGAAGUACAUCAUCAUUGACGAAGGCCACCGCCUCAAGAACAUGAACUGCCUGCUCAUGCGCGAACUCAAGAAAUGCAAGUCGGAGAACCGUCUCUUGCUCUCGGGGACGCCGCUGCAGAACAACUUGAGCGAGCUCUGGAGCCUCCUCAACUUUCUCCUGCCCGACGUCUUUGACGACCUCGCGCUCUUUGAGAGCUGGUUCUCGUCCGGCGACGCGACCGGCACCAACGACAUUAUCUCCAAGAAGGACGUGCUCAACAACCACAAAAAAUCCCAAGUGGUCUCCAAGCUGCACGAAAUCCUCCGGCCGUUCGUGCUGCGCCGCCUCAAGCACGACGUGGUCGCGGACGUGCCGUCCAAGACGGAGCUCGUCGUCUACUGCGCAAUGACGGAGCUCCAAGAACACUACUACCGGCUCAUUGCAGACCGCAAGCUCCAAGGCGAGCUCGAAAAAAGCGUGCGCGCAGGCUCGGCCAAGAACCUCGCCAUGCAGCUGCGCAAGUGCUGCAACCAUCCGUUUUUGUUCGACGAAGAGACGGACGCGAAUGGCGAGCUUGUGACCGACGAGUCGCUCGUCGAGACGUCCGGCAAGAUGAUGGUGCUCGACAAGAUGCUGCACCGUCUUCUCGACGCCAAGCACAAGGUGCUCAUCUUUAGCCAAAUGACCAAGGUCCUCGACAUCCUCGAAGACUUUAUGACGCUGCGGUCGUACGAGUACUGCCGCCUCGACGGCCAGACGCACUUUCGCGACCGCCAGAGCGCAAUGGACGCGUUCAACGAUCCCAACGGCGGCCUGCAGAUCUUCCUGCUCUCGACGCGCGCCGGUGGCCUCGGUAUCAACUUGACGGGCGCCGACACGGUCAUCCUCUACGACUCGGACUGGAACCCGCACCAAGACAGCCAGGCCCAGGAUCGCUGCCACCGCAUUGGGCAGACCAAGGACGUGGCCGUCUACCGCCUCAUUGUCGAGAAUUCGUUCGAGAACCGGAUGCUGGAGCGCGCGAACGCCAAGCGCACGCUGGAGCGCGUCGUCUUGAGCCGCGGCGAGUUUUCGUCGCAGAAGAAGAACACGUCCAAGGAGACGCAUCUCUCGCUUGACGAACUCGAGGCGCUGCUCAAGGACGACAUUGCGAUCCGCAAGGAAGCGACGGGCGGCAUCACGGACGCCGAGCUCGAUUUGAUCUGCAACCGCGACGUCGUGGUCGACGCGUUCAUCAAACGAACCAAAUCAGACGUGGCAUCGUCCAGUACCGGGUACUAUGUCGUCGAGAACGCCAACGUUGCGAGUAUGGAAAGCUUUACAUGA
Molecule: messenger RNA, 2130 nt
Organism: Saprolegnia parasitica CBS 223.65
Lineage: Eukaryota; Oomycota; Saprolegniomycetes; Saprolegniales; Saprolegniaceae
Exons: 2
Coding region: 1-2130 (709 amino acids)
Cellular component (GO): nucleus
Molecular function (GO): DNA binding; ATP-dependent chromatin remodeler activity; ATP binding
Source: RefSeq, a predicted model, not a curated record